AUGUCGUCGCGCGACAUAUUAGCGGAUUUCCAUGCAAGAGGGCCAGCAUCGGACACGGACCCAGGAGCCGAACUCGGCUUCUCCGCCGCCGCCGCCGUCGCCGCCGCUGCUGCAGUCGCAGUACCACCCGCAGCCGCGUCGUCUGUGGUCCCACCAGCCGCAGCGCCUUCCGCCUCUUCCGUGCCUUCCGCAUCAGCUGCAGCGGCAUCGUCGUCCGCCGCGACUGGCUUGCCUGUCGCCGCCUUUGCCGCUGCGCCGUCUUCCGCAGCGGCAUCCGCGGCGUCCGGCUCGGCGGCAUCUGCGGCGGCGUCAGCCUCAGCCGCGUCGCCAUCGGCGUCGUCGCCCUUCGUCGCCACGUCAGCAUCAGCUGUCGAAGCGGCUUCCGCUACUUCCGCAUCUUCCUCCGCAUCUGCCGCCGUAGCAGCCGCCGCCUUAGUAGCCGGCGUUAUAGUGGCUGCCGGCUUCCUCGGGGGAAUAGUUUCCGAAGGCGCGUCGGCGUCUGCGUCUUCGUCGGCUGCUGCCGCGUCCGCAGCUGGUUCGUCAUUCUGCGACGCUGUUUCGCCUGCUGCUGCCGUUUUCGUUGCAGAUCGGGUUACCACUGUGGUGGCGCCUAACGCGCUGGCGCCAUGCGCGCUGGCGCCAUGCGCGUUGGCGCCUAACGCGCUGGCGCGUAGCGCGCUGGCGCCGUGUGCGCUGGCGCCUAACGCGCUGGCGCCGUGCGCGCUGGCGCCUUGCGCGCUGGCGUCAUGCGCGCUGGCGCCUAACGCGCUGGCGCCAUACGCGCUGGCGCCGUGUGCGCUGGCGCCUAACGCGCUGACGCAGUGUGCGCUGGCGCCAUGCGCGUUGGCGCGUAACGAGCUGGCGCCAUGCGCGCUGGCGCCAAUGCGCGCUGGCGCUGGUGCCUUUGCGCGCUGGCGCUGGCGCCUCUGCUGGGCGCUGGCGCUGGCGCCUUUGCGCGCUGGCGCUGGUGCCUUUGCGCGCUGGCGCUGGCGCCUCUGCUGGGCGCUGGCGCUGGCGCUGGUGCCUCUGCUGGGCGCCGGCGCUGGCGCCUUUGCGGCUCCUUUUAUCGGCGGGGGAGCAGCAACGCGGUGUGCGAGCAUCGUAGGCACAGGUGAGUGA
Closterium sp. NIES-65 is the source of this 1119-nucleotide messenger RNA. The record is from the annotation of a GenBank genome assembly. Lineage: Eukaryota; Viridiplantae; Streptophyta; Zygnematophyceae; Desmidiales; Closteriaceae.